AUGGAGAUCAUUCCUAAAGUAGAAAUACGUUUACCAACCUUUUCCACGCUACAAGUUCCAGAGGAGCUGGUUUCCAUGUGGUUUGGCUCGCUAACAUUUGGUACGGAUACAACAACACCAAGAAAUAUCAAACAGAUUCUUCCAACACCGGGGAUUAUCUCCACGGUAGCAACACAAUACACCUCGAAUCUUUAUAAAGUAGUAGGCUACAGUGAAAAACAAAUCUGGACAAAUGGAGAUAACUGCUCCGUAAAAGUAUUUCAGUCUGAUCAGAGAACAAUUUUUAAGUCAUUCAAAACAUUGUCCGGGCAUCGUCAAGAAAGCAUAGCAAUUCCAAAACAGAAAACUGGAUACCGCACGGAGUCUGCAGUUCCUCCUCUGGACAUUUUCUUAUAUAUCACUGAGAACAGGAAUCUGGAUAUCUGCAUAUCAGACCAUGGGGCCGGAGCAGUAGUGGUGGUCAAUCAGGCCGGGGAACUGAGAUUUAGAUACACUGGACAUACUCCUGCUCUAAAGAACAAACCAUUUGAUCCACGAGGAAUUACCACCGACAGUCAGAGUCACAUCCUUAUAGAUGACAUCAAAAAUCAUUGUGUUCACGUAAUCGACCACAACGGAGAAUUUCUCCGUUAUGUAGUAUGCGGCCUGAGUUUUCCGUGGGGUCUGUGUACUGAAGAAAAUGACUUGCUACUUGUUGCUCAAUACAGAAAUAGAAAAAUUGAUAUUAUCAGUUAA
Molecule: messenger RNA, 735 nt
Organism: Saccostrea cuccullata (small rock oyster)
Lineage: Eukaryota; Metazoa; Mollusca; Bivalvia; Ostreida; Ostreidae
Exons: 3
Coding region: 1-735 (244 amino acids)
Biological process (GO): proteasome-mediated ubiquitin-dependent protein catabolic process; negative regulation of translation; protein polyubiquitination
Molecular function (GO): ubiquitin protein ligase activity; translation repressor activity
Source: RefSeq, a predicted model, not a curated record